Carassius auratus (goldfish) is the source of this 2792-nucleotide messenger RNA. Its product is annotated as paxillin-like. The transcript has 7 exons. The record is from RefSeq and is a predicted model, not a curated record. Gene Ontology annotation, biological process: transforming growth factor beta receptor signaling pathway; endothelial cell migration; substrate adhesion-dependent cell spreading. Lineage: Eukaryota; Metazoa; Chordata; Actinopteri; Cypriniformes; Cyprinidae. Bases 222 to 2279 code for a protein of 685 amino acids.
UUUCUCGAGGCUGUUUCGCUCUUCGGCCGCCAGGGGUCGCUGCAGGGGAGUGAGUUCCUCUGUUCUGUGAUGUGUAGGGGGUCCAGUACGGUCCAGUCACACAGACCUGCGUCUAGAAGAGCAGGAAAAACUUCAGCAGAGACGUGUCUUCUGAAAACGAGCUUUUCACACUGUUCUCCAGACUCGGAUCAGGAGCGGAGCACUUCUGGAAGCGCGCGAACAUGGACGAUCUAGACGCAUUGCUUGCAGAUCUUGAGUCUUCCACAGCCCAUAUCUCCAAGUGCCCAGUGUUUCUACCCGAGGAGACGCCAUAUUCCUUUCCCACUGGUGGACACCUCUUCCAGGAUGAAUCUCCUCCUCCGCCCCUGCCCCCUCCUCCCUCAGCGGAGGCCCUAAACGGAUCGCUGUCCCCGCAGAAGGACUCCCAACACUCCUCACAACAGUCUCUGGGCUCUGGUCAUAAAAGCACGUUAUCUCGGGACAGCAGUCCACCAGCCUCGCAUACAGAAGAAGACCAUGUUUAUAGUUUUCCUAACAAGCAGAAGCGUUCAGACUCUUCGGCCGCAGCUAUGACUUCUGCCCUGGGCAGCAACUUGUCUGAACUGGACCGCCUUCUUCUGGAACUCAAUGCUGUACAGCAAAAUGCCCCAUCUUACUCCACAACAGAAGAUGCAGCACCUCCAUUGCCGCCCUGCAGUGUUGCCCACUAUAUCCAGGAAAAUGGAGCCCAACCAGGCAUCGCACUGACACCGGCAGCCCAGGACAAGCCUCAGAGGAAUGGUACGAAGGGCACAGAAGAUGGCCGUUCCACUGUAGAAAGUAUUCUAAAUGAGUUGGAGAGCUCUGUGCCUUCCCAAACGCCAAACCCCUGUGCUCUGACGAGAGAAUUGACGGACGGACAGGUGGACACAGCUUCCGAGCAGCAGGGCAGAAUAUCAGCCACCUCCGCUACACGAGAACUGGAUGAGCUCAUGGCCUGCCUGUCAGAUUUUAAGCCAAGUUCACUGGGUUCCCUGAACUCUGAGUUAAUGUUUGAGCAAACUACUACAGUCGCUGAAAUCCACCCUCCCCCUACAAUUGCCGUGUCCAAAUCCCUGUCCCCUAAUUUUACCCAAUAUUAUCUAAGUCUCUCCCCUCUUUCAAACUUUGAACUACACAUUGUGGAGGAUUCCGGUGAACCGGGGGCUGCACCUCAACCAUCGAGUGUUGUCCCAAAGCCUUACUCUCAACUGUCUCCACCUGUAGCAUCCAGUCCUCGUUGUUCUCCAGUACCUGACCUGGGCUUGGAUUCUUCCAUUGAGGUUUCUGCUUCCCUGCUCUCCUCCCAGGUGGAGUCUCUAGUGGCUCUGUCUCAGACUAUAACCACGACUUCCACAUCUGGAGGUGGGGACAUUUGUAGUAUCAGGGAGAGAAGUCCUUCUGCCAAAUUGCCAAACACUGGGCUGAAGUCCUAUUCACCUAUCAUCAAGUCUCCUAGUCCAACAAGUGCCCCAGCGGUCAGCAGAUCCAAUGAAAGAGUUAGUCCAUUGUUGACACCAGCAUCUAUUCAUCUGUAUCUCUCUAGCUCUGAAGCAAAACCUAUGAGUCCAGUGCCAUCUCUUCCCAGAUCUCCUCUUCCUUCAGUCUCUGAAUCACCAUCUCUGUCUCUUCCCAAAGCUGUUUCAACCCCUCUAAUCCUGUCCUCUUCUUCAUCUGUAGUGGUUCCCAAGUCCCCAAGCCCAAAACCAUUAUCGGGAAAGUCUGAUUCAACUGUUUCUCUCAAACCCCUUCCUCCCACUUGGCUUGAAUCCGCAACAUAUGAGCCAUCUCUUGAUGAUGCCUUGGAUAACCUUCUUGCCAUGAGCUUCAGCAGGCCUGAGAAUGAGGCUCCAAUCACAGCAUCAACUGCCUCUCAGCUUGCUUCAGAAGUGCAAUCAGAAGUUUACGAGGAGACAAUAGUUGCAGCCGAUCGCAGCAACAUUUAUCCUGACAUUCACACAGAGAGUGAAGUUGGGGAUGGGCUCUUGGAGGAUCAGUCGGACUGCAGGAGUGAUCUUGACUGGGCUGACAUGGAACUGAAGAUGGCUUAUGAAGGACCAGAUGGCUCCUUGACCCCCAUGACUGAGGCAAGCUGGAUGGAUGACUCCCUCACUCCGUCAUCUUGCCCUGGAACCCCAGAUACCCAGAUGGACAUUCCCAUGCUCCAUAUGGCUGGCACGAUAGACAGGAUCUCAGCCUCUGGACACGUAUGGAUAGGACUGCGAUGCUUGUUGAUUGGAAUGCUAUGGAAUUUGGUUUGAAGUUAUUUCAGACAAAUCUUGCAGUGAUUUGAUAGCCAGCAUCUAAAUAAAUGGUGUCUAAUCUUGCUCCUAGAAAGCCACCUUUAUGCCUAAUUAAACACACCUGAACUGUGCAGGUGGAAAUGUGCAGGAAAGUGGCUGUCCGGGAGCAGAACUGAACGUGCCUAAAUGAAACCUGUUAGUCCGAUGGUUGAAAGUCAUAACUGUUAAUCUUCACUCUGAAUUACAGUGUUAUUCUUCCUCUAAUUGUUUAGUUUACACUCCAUUUAUGGUAAAUUGUAAUUGUAAGAACUUGUAUGUUGCUGUGUCUGCACUUGAUAACCGGUGGUACCAAUGGUACAUUGUGCACUUGAUAACUAACAGUAACUUAAAGGGAUACUCCACCCCAUAAUAAAAUUUUGUCAUUAAUCACUUUACCUCCAUGUUGUUCCAAACCUGUAAAAGCUUCGUUCGUAUUCAGAACACAAUUUAAGAUAUUUUGGAUGAAAACCGGGAGGCUUUUGUCAGUACUUU